This is a messenger RNA of Pteropus alecto (black flying fox), 6482 nucleotides long. It is a transcript of the gene PYGO1, whose product is annotated as pygopus family PHD finger 1. Bases 1 to 1548 code for a protein of 515 amino acids. NCBI's taxonomy places the organism in Eukaryota, Metazoa, Chordata, Mammalia, Chiroptera, Pteropodidae. The transcript is spliced from 4 exons. The record is from RefSeq and is a predicted model, not a curated record.
AUGGGCUUCUUCAGCAUCCAACUCCUGCAGUGCUGGCGACUUAUCCAGUCCCAGGAACCUGCAAUGCAAGCAGCAGUCAGAGACAGUAGCUUCCUCUGGCACAACCCGCAGACUGCACAACUGUGCAUGCUCCGAUCAGGUGUCCAGACCACGGACACGGAGUCGGGGAACGUGGAUAUCCUCCACAUGCCCGCCGAGAACUCUGCAGCUCCCGCUUACGAAGUUUUCUCGGAUCGUACGUUCCGCUUUCAGAUCCCCUGGCUACGAGGCCAAGAUGCCUGCUGCGUGGCCUCCGACGAAGUUCAGAGAUGCCACAGCCUCCCAGAAGCCGAGCCGGGUGGUGAUAGUGGACUGGAUGGGUUAGGAGGACCAGGUGUACAACUAGGAAGCCCAGAUAAGAAAAAACGCAAGACAAAUACACAGGGCCCUUCUUUUCCUCCGUUGUCUGAGUAUGCUCCACCACCGAAUCCCAACUCUGACCAUCUAGUGGCUGCUAAUCCAUUUGAUGACAACUAUAAUACUAUUUCCUAUAAACCACUACCUUCAUCAAAUCCAUAUCUUGGCCCUGGUUAUCCUGGCUUUGGAGGAUAUAGCACAUUCAGAAUGCCACCUCACGUCCCUCCGAGAAUGUCUUCCCCAUACUGUGGUCCUUACUCACUCAGGAAUCAACCACACCCAUUUCCUCAGAAUCCUUUGGGCAUGGGUUUUAAUCGACCUCAUGCUUUUAACUUUGGGCCACAUGAUAAUUCAAGUUUCGGAAAUCCAUCUUAUAAUAAUGCACUAAGUCAGAAUGUUAAUAUGCCUAAUCAACAUUUUAGACAAAACCCUGCUGAAAACUUCAGUCAGAUUCCUCCACAGAAUGCUGGCCAGGUAUCUAAUCCUGACUUAGCAUCUAACUUUGUCCCUGGAAAUAAUUCAAAUUUUACUUCUCCAUUAGAAUCUAAUCAUUCAUUUAUUCCUCCUGCAAACACUUUUGGUCAAGCAAAAGCACCCCCCCCAAAACAAGACUUUAAUCAAGGAGCAACCAAAAACACUAAUCAAAAUUCCUCUGCUCAUCCACCUCACUUAAAUAUGGAUGACACAGUGAAUCAGAGUAAUAUCGAAUUAAAAAAUGUUAAUCGAAACAAUACAGUCAAUCAAGAGAACAGCCGUUCAAGUAGCACCGAAGCUACAAACAACAGCCAUGCAAAUGGGACACAGAAUAAGCCACGACAACCUAGAGGUGCAGCAGAUACAUGCACCACUGAAAAAAGCAAUAAAUCCUCUCUCCACCCAAGCCGUCAUGGCCAUUCUUCUUCCGACCCAGUAUACCCUUGUGGAAUCUGUACAAAUGAAGUGAAUGAUGAUCAAGAUGCCAUCUUAUGUGAAGCCUCUUGUCAGAAAUGGUUUCAUCGGAUCUGCACUGGAAUGACUGAAACAGCUUAUGGCCUGCUAACUGCAGAAGCAUCAGCAGUGUGGGGCUGUGAUACCUGUAUGGCUGACAAAGAUGUCCAGUUAAUGCGCACUAGAGAAACUUUUGGUCCACCUGCAGUGGGCAGUGAUGCUUAAUCACAGGCAUUAACUAAAGGAUUUUUUUUCCUCCUGUGUAUUACAAAGGUUCAGUAACACAGGCUUUUAAUGUUUUACAUUAUUUUUUUAAAUGCACACAAAGAUGAUUUUUAGUUUUUAUUAAUAUUCCACUUCAUUGCUAGUGCAAACUUUGUGUUGUCUUUGCUAUCUUAAAUAAGAAUAAUGUAUAUGAUGGUGCUUUAGAAAGUACUAUACAAAUAAAUGUUAGUUGUUAGUCAUAACAUAAAAGCCUCUUGAAGCUUCAAAAUAAUAUAUAGCAAAUGUAGGCAAGUUUUGACUUGUAAAAGAAUCAUUGAAAAAUGUAUAUUUCAGUGCUGAACUUUAAUGAUAUCACAUUAGACGUUUAGUUCAAAAAACUUUUCAAGGCUGCAUUUAACAUGUUCUCAGAAAAAAAUGUGUCUAUAACAUGGAAGAAAGCAUACAUUUUAAUGGAUUUUUAAAAAAAAUAAUAGUGUAUGACACCAGAUUUCUCCCUAACUAGGGUCCUUGAAAUUAGUGAUUUUCAUAUUUCAAGUCAGUCUCUCCAGGAUAUCUGUACAGAUAAUGAGACAGAUGUUAGCAUAUAGUAGAUCCUCCUUAUUUGUUGAUUAACUUGUGGAUUGUACCACAUGAAAUUGCUAAUGUUAGACCAGUUGAAAAUUAUAGUUAAUAGAGUUGAUAUAAAGUAUGUUUCUAGUUGUGCUAUUUAGAAUUAUAAUAGUAUAAUGCCUUUCUUCAAUUCUCUUUGAUUGUUGAGUUGUUUUGUUACUGUUUUCCAGAGAAAUAAAUAAUAUAGUAUCCUCAGAAGAAUUGUGAAUACUUUUAAAACAUGAUUUCAAAGUGGGACAUAUUGCAGAUGAGGUAGAAACAAAUACGGCCUUAGAGAGCUCUGCUGGUGAAAGAACUACUCGUUGGUAAUUUGAAAAAUUUUGUUUGGGGGAUCUGAAUUCAAAAACGAGCCUCAAGGGAGAUCAAAAUCCAUUUUAAGCAAAGAUCAAUUACAGAGCCAAGGUGAAAGCUAAGUUAAAAAUAACAGUUCAAGGCCUUGCAGCUGACAGGAGUUUCUGCUAUGACUGGGGAAAGUGAAAAAAUGGACCUGAGAGUAUUCUCUUGAGAGACAAUAAAGAAUGGAAACAGUCGGAGGUGUGUUCAUAAAGAUUCAAAACAGCAGAAAACCAUUUUUGGAGUGGAUCAUAACCUGUGACUAAAAAAAAAAUAAAGGAUACUGUAUGACAGUUAAUAGUUUAUACAGUGGUUGGAUGUCGGUGAAGCUCCCAAACUUGCGCCAUCAUUAUCAUUGCAACCAAAAAGUUCUGAAGACCAUAUGGUGAUCUGCAAAAGACAUAAUUACUACUGUUUAAACCCUGGUAAAACGACAGCAGCAGCAUAUUGCCAGUAAAUUAAAAUUAUGCAUGAGAAAUCUGAAAACAUCCUUUGGUUAAUAAACAUGAACCCAUACUUUUAUAUGACUGCACUUGACCUCACAUGUCACAAGCUACGAAAGCAAAUUAAUUCAAUUGAGCUAUUAAAUUUUGUCCUGUCCUUAGUCACCAGGGCUUUAUCCAAUGAACUACCAUCCUUUUCAUCAUUUGCAGCUUUUUCUAAGGAAUAACAUAUUCUUCAAUUGAGAAGGAGUAAUUGGAGGAUUUGAAUGAUUUAUACAGCCUAACAAAUGAAUUUUAUAAAAAUGAAACAUUUACUAUCCUAUUAGAAAAUUAAUGCUCAUGAUACAUAUUUUGAUUGAAUAAAACUUAUUUUUUUAAACACUUUUUAUUUUGACCUACAAAAACAGCAAUUUCAUAUGGUACAAGGUCACAUUUACCUGUGACUAGUUAGAGGUGAGUACAAAAUAUUUUCACUAGUUGUAAAAUAUGUAUCUUUGCAAUUUUAGGAAGUGAAAUAUAAGCUCUGAUACUAGGUUCUCCUUUGUGUGAAAACUACCAGUUGAAGCAGGUUGAAAUGCAGUAUUUUUGGUUGACAUUUGUUGUGUUCACAAACAUACUUGAAGAUCCCAGUUUGCUUACACUGUAGCUUUGUUAGAGAUAAACAAUUUUCUAAAUAUUUAAGGACCUAAUUAUAUUGUUCUUGAAAUCCUAGUGAGUGCUGAUUUUUAAGUGAUGCCCUGCAUGUUAUAUGCCCAGUUCUAGCAUCAGAUCAGGGUGUUUUUUGUUGUUGUUGUUUGCUUUUUGUUUUUUGAUGACUGAAUACAGGUAAAUAGAUAUUGGGUAGAACCUUUCAAAGUCCACAGAAAUUAACACUACAUGGUAGUAGUACUUGAGUUGUACUCAUUGCUAAAACUCAUUAUGCAGUUUCUUAAGCCCUCUGUUGUUUACAAUUUCAGUAGUUCUUUUGUGAAAAUGAAGUAACCUCUCCCAAGCUAAUCAUGAGAUACUUGAUUUGUAAUACGAUUCUUUUAUUUUCUAUUUCCAAGUAGUAGUUUUAAAAAACUUAGAAAACAAGUGAAUUUUUCUUCAGGUAUGUAGGUCUUCAGAGUACCUUAUUUAAAUAAGAAUUGUAAGUAUUCAAAAGAAAAACCUGUGGUUGAUUCUGACAAUGAAUCAUAGGCAAACUAUAAUCAUAGCUGAUAAAUAUUUUCAUGUAUUCGAAUUAAUAUUCUUGUGAGUUCUACAUUUGUUUCUACAUGACACUGAGUCAGAAGUUAUCUAGUCCUUUUUAAAAAAAAAAGUGAUGAACUAUAAGAAUGGCCCAAUACUCAUUUACCCAAUUUGACCCAAAGAAGGCUGUUUUACAAAUUGAUGUGAUUUUCUUAGGAUAAGUGAUGAGCUGCCCUAAACAUUUAAAAAUAUUCGGUGAUGGAAAGAGGUAGAAUAAUUUUCUAGUAGCAUUGCACCUUUUUGGGUGUAAUUCUUUCCCUUCCAAUGAAAGGCCUCAUCACUCAUUCACACACACACACACACACACACACGAAAUCUUGGAGUUUCUUCUUAUUUUCAAAGUUCAACCUAGCUAACUAUCAGCAAGGUUAGGUUACUAAUGGAAAAUUUUAAAGCAUCAAUUCCUUUUUCAGAACUUGCCUUGUUAAUUUCACUCGAUUCCUGGUGCACUUGCUUGUAGGUGCUACUGGACUAAUCCUGAAACAGCUUGUAAAAGAAAAAUAUUCUUCAGAUAGAGUGCUUAGAAUUUAGAUUUGUGAUAAGUGUUUUCCUUUUGUGUGAAAUACUUUAGAAUACUGUUGUUAUGAUUCUUGUUAUCCAAAUUAGAUCAUGUACAUAAAACUGAAGAUUUUCUUGUGCUAGUGUUUAUUCUUCAUAGAUUAACACAAUGUAAAGAAGUCCAGUUUUUUGGUUGAUGUUAUGUUUUAUAGACUCCCAAUUCUGCCUAGUAAUAGGAAGAAAACUCAGUAGUGUGGUUCAUCAUGAAAUCUAACAGCUUUAAUCAUCCAAACAAAUUAUCGAACAAAUUAAGAGUGCUAGUACUUUCCAUCCAACAUACUGUAGUAUUUGUAUUUAAUAGUAAAAAAAUAUAUAUAUAAGCAACGAAAAGGGAGCUCUAAAUAGUUUCUGGAUUUUUUUUUUUUUGCAGUGUAUAGAGGUUUCAUAUGCAUGAACAUUUGUGAAAUUUUAGAUUUUUUUAAUUAAAAAAUUUAAUUAGAAGUAUUAAGGCUCCCAAAGUUCAUUUGUAAAUAGUGGUUUAGAACUCUAUAUAAGAUGAUUAGAUUCUUAGGGAAGCUCAUAAAGGCUUAUUUAAACCUUGAUGUAGUUAACCAAUAGUAUGCUGAGUGCUCAGCUUCUUUAGGGAACCAAUGUAGAUGGGAGGAAGAAGCAGAGGUCUUUCUUUUUUCCUGAUGUGAUUCAGGAAGAUUAAGUUCUUUGGUGUGAGUGUUUCUCAGUUGCCCUCUUACCAUCCUAAACUCUGGUGAGAUGCUAUAUAAGCCAACUUGCCUUUUCCCUUUCUGGAUGCUCUGUGUUUUAGAAUUUCACAUAUUUCCUCCAAUCAGAAGUACCAUUUUUUUAUGUGGCUGUGCUUGACUAGAUUUUAAGGGAAAAGUGUUUUCCACCAAGACAUGAAGGAAGAGAGUGAAGAAAGUGGGAUUAAAUUUCUUUUUUUAAAAAGGAUGUUUAUUCAGAAUUAACCUUUAUCUAUUCUCUAAGAUUUCAGACAAAAUGACAGCACUUCAGGCACCACAGGGAGCAGUGUUUUUUUUUGAAUUGGCUAAUACUGUCUUAAGAGUACUUCACAAUUUCCUUUAGAUUGUUGGGACUUAACAGCUUCCUUUCUUCUCUGAACCCAGAGAUUUUCUCCUCAUUUCCACAUUUUAGCAAUUUCCAUUUUUUCUGUAUUUCAUUUAUCCAGUAGGGCAGAAUAGAAGUCAAAUCUGCAUUUUUCCAACUCGUGGUACAGUAAUGGGAGUCUAGAGGCACCCUUGGAGCAAGGAGGCUAGAGAUGGCAUUAACAUCUCCCAAGAAAAGGAGAUGAGGAAAUGAAGAAAGUGGCUAUACAUAAGCCAGACAUUAAUACAUGAAAGGCUGCCUGUAUUUGAAAACUUAAUGAAACCCGAUGGGUAAGCUUCAUCCUUAUUUUGUCAAAAUACAUUACUCGCAAUUAUAUUAAAACAUAUUCUAAAUGCCUGUACUUGUUCUGUAGAUGAUGUAGAUGAUGUUGCUUGUUAGUUAAAAUAUCUUAUAAAAGAAAGUCCUGCUUCUUAUCAUGAUGUAUGUGACUUAAAUGACUGUUUCAUAUUAAAACUAUUUCUUCCUUAUGUACUGUUUACAUAUACCUCUUUUUGGGAUAUUAGUUCAGUACUUUUAUACAAAUCUGAGUGUGUUCCACAUUGGUGACAUGUAUUUUUGCAGUAAUUUUUUGUUUUGUUCUUAGAGCAUGUCUAAAGUAACACAUGCACUAGUGCUGUGGUCUGUGGCAAAAUUACUGUAAUUCAAAUUGGAAAAUAAAAUGUUUCCAGACUUUGUCCAACA